Exophiala aquamarina CBS 119918 is the source of this 444-nucleotide messenger RNA. RefSeq lists its product as uncharacterized. NCBI's taxonomy places the organism in Eukaryota, Fungi, Ascomycota, Eurotiomycetes, Chaetothyriales, Herpotrichiellaceae. The coding region runs from base 1 to 444 and encodes 147 amino acids. The record is from RefSeq and is a predicted model, not a curated record. The transcript has a single exon.
AUGUCUCAGAAUUCUUACAGAGGUGAGGCUAUCGUCCGACGAUUGGCUCAAGAAGGCUACGCAGUGACCGUCAACGACGUGUCCGCGAAUCAAGCCGGAAUUGACAAGCUUGUUAAUGAGCUGAACUCAAAGCAUGGGGCUGGAAGCGCCAUCGGGGUCGUGGCUGAUGUGACCUCAUCCUCGGAUGUGCAGAACCUAAUUAAGGAGUCUGUGGACAAGCUUGGAGACUUGACCGUCUUCGUCGCAAAUGCGGGCAUCGCACAAGUUGCACCGGUGCUGGAGAUCUCUGAUGAGGACGUCCAGAAGAUGUUCAAUGUCAACUUUAUGGGCGUUUGGCUUUCGUAUACACACGCAGCGAGGCAAAUGAUCAAACAAGGCCCUGUGCCGGAAGGAAGUAGUGGAUACAAGAUCCUGGGUGGUGCGAGUAUCGUUGCUCUUAGUUGA